AUGGCAAACACUACCAAGCUCGCAGUGAUUUUCGGCAUCGUUCUGGUUUUCCUGCAGGUGACGUGCGCCGUCUCCGCGCGCCACGCCGCAGGGACGACCAAGUUCGAGCUUCGACAGAACGUCCCGGCCGUGAUGACCGUGAACGGCUUCCAGCAAGGAGAGGGGGGUGGCGGGCCGGCAUCGUGCGACGGCCAGUACCACAGCGACGAGGAGUACGUGGUGUCGCUGUCUUCGGAGUGGUACGCCGGCGGGGCUCGGUGCGGCAAGACCAUCCGCAUCGCCAACUCUGGCAAUCUUAACAUAAACGCCAUGGUCGUCGACGAGUGCGCCGGCUGCGAUAACGAGGUGGGCGCGUCCAUCCAUAUCUGGCGUAACUUCCGUCUUGACCCCAGUCUUGGCCAGGCGGACAUCAAGUGGUCCGACCUUGACACGUCCCCCUGA
This is a messenger RNA of Triticum aestivum (bread wheat), 441 nucleotides long. Its product is annotated as putative ripening-related protein 7. The record is from RefSeq and is a predicted model, not a curated record. The transcript has a single exon. Bases 1 to 441 code for a protein of 146 amino acids. NCBI's taxonomy places the organism in Eukaryota, Viridiplantae, Streptophyta, Magnoliopsida, Poales, Poaceae.